Molecule: messenger RNA, 3602 nt
Organism: Hypanus sabinus (Atlantic stingray)
Lineage: Eukaryota; Metazoa; Chordata; Chondrichthyes; Myliobatiformes; Dasyatidae
Exons: 2
Coding region: 276-3464 (1062 amino acids)
Source: RefSeq, a predicted model, not a curated record
GUGGGAAAACACCGGUUUGAAAUUAGCGCGAGGGUGGGGGCUUUCCACGAGGCUCACCUGAGCACAAGCAGUUUUGCAGGCAUGAGAAAUCACAGUGAGAGCAACGCUUUUUCACCAUAUGUUAAUGUGAAGAGUGAACAGUAAAUGGUUAAUCUUACUGCGAUCUGGUUUGCAUUGGCUGUGGUUUAUCCGGACGUUAAAUUCGGCGUUUCGUUACACCCGAAGGAGAACGUGACAGUGAAAAAGCGGCAUUAUCAGGUGUUUCAAGUGCUGCAAUGUCAGCUCAAUCCAGCAUCAAGUCGACGCCGCCCAGCGACAAGGGCAGUAAACCGACAUCAAGUAAGCCCACCCAGGCGUUAUCAGGUGUUCCAAGUGCUGCAAUGUCAGCUCGAUCCGGGAUCAAGUCGAUGGCGCCCAGCGACAAGGGCAGUAGAACGACAUCAAGUAAGUCCACACAGGCAAGAGCCAAGGCAGAAGCCGCCAAGGUGCGACUGCAUUACGCCAAACAAGAGGCAGUUUUGAAAAUGAAACUGGCCACCAGAGAAGCCGAAAUCCAGAAAGAAGGGGCUGCCAGAGAAGCCGAAAUCCAGAAAGAAAGGGCCACCAGAGAAGCCGAAAUCCAAAGAGAAGAGGCUGCCAGAGAAGCCGAAAUCCAGAAAGAAAGGGCCGCCAGAGAAGCCGAAAUCCAGAAAGAAAGGGCCGCCCGAGAAGCCGAAAUCCAGUUGGAAAUGGCAAAAAUAUCGACAGAGUUGCAAGUGCUGCAGCUAGAAAGAGAAGAAGCUGCUGCCAUGGCGGAAGCAAAGUACAUAGAAGAAGCUGAAGGGUCGCGUGAUCUGACCGCAGCAAGAUCUACUUUAGAAAGGACCAGACUGGAACGCACAAGCGACUAUGUACAAUAUCAAAUAGACAGGCAGGCUCGUCUCCCCUCUCCAUACCUAUUCGAUAACUUCCCCAGCUACGAGGAAGAGAAUUUACCCUCGCGGCCCCGCGAUGAAGUCAAGAAUGAAAGAGCUGACAACCGAUAUACUUUGACACCAAAGUUACAAAGUUCGAUGCGAAGAGACGCGGAGGUUGAAUCCAGGAUGGCAAAUUCCAUGAGAAACGUGCGUUCUCAGUCAUAUGGGCGCCAACGUACUUCUCCAGCCCGCAUGCCGCUUGCAGCCGAUCCCACGCUGCAGUAUUUAGCACGACGGGAUCUCGUCACUUCGGGACUGUACCAGUUUGACGAUAAACCCGAAAAUUACCGUGCUUGGCUCUCCACAUUCACCAACGUGAUUGACGGGGUCCAGCUCAGUGCAACCCAAAGGUUGGACCUUAUGGCGAAAUGGCUGGGGAAAGAAUCACGCGACCAGGUGAGACGCAUGCGUUCAGUGUACAUCAACAAACCUGAGCUAGCCUUAAGCGAAGCGUGGGAGAGACUUUGGGAGAGAUAUGGGUCCCCCGACAUUAUUGAAGGGGCGCUAUAUCGACGUCUGGAAAACUUUCCUAAGGUGUCAGCCAAAGAUCACUUUAAGUUAAGAGAAUUCGGAGAUUUACUCAUGGAGAUCCAAGGCGCCAAAGAAGAUGGCUAUUCAGCUGGUCUAGUAUUCCUAGAUACUCCAUCCGGGAUUAGACCAAUUGUGGACAAACUUCCAUUUGGGCUGCAGGACAAGUGGCUGACUGUUGCCUCAGAGUACAAGGAAGACCACGAUGGUCGAUUUCCUCCCUUUGAGCUCCUCACUAGGUUUGUGUGCAAGGAGGCGAAGAGGCGAAACGACCCUAGCCUUGUAGGUCCAGGAAGCAGUUCGAUUUACACCAAGCCAGGCAGAUCCGUUUCGAAUGUUUUCAACAUUGAUAAACCCGUGUCAGUGCUCAAGACCGAAGCCCUUACAACUAACAACGACCCUGGCAAGUAUUGUCCAUUGCAUAACAAACCUCACCCCCUGAAAGCAUGCAGAAUGUUUAGGGAAAAACCCCUUGAAGAGAGGACGGCUCUUCUCAAGGAGAAAAGAAUAUGUUUUAGAUGCUGUUCCUCAACCUCUCACCUCGCCAGAGAGUGUACGAUCGCCGUGAAGUGUCCGGAAUGUGGCAGCCCAGAUCACGUCGAGGCCAUGCAUCCCGACCUGUCACCACAAACCGAGAGCGCUCCUUCACCCCCACAACAGGACGGCGGGGAGGGAGAGGCUCACUCUAGGUCAAUAGCUGUCAGCACGAACUGUACAGAAGUUUGCGGUCAAGCUCAGUCAAGUCGUUCUUGUUCCAAGAUCAGCCUCACUAAGGUGUACCCUAAAGGAGCCAAAGACAAGGCCAUCAAAGCCUAUGUGAUUCUGGACGAUCAGAGCAAUCGUUCACUAGUCAGUCCAGAGUUCUUUAAAUUGUUCAACAUUGAGAGUGAGCGGUUCCCAUACUACCUCAAAACUUGCUCAGGCAACAUGAAAACCCAAGGAAGGAAGGCAGAAGGCAUCCAGAUCGAGUCCCUGGAUGGUAAAGUCGUCAUCUGUCUCCCUCCGCUCUUAGAGUGCAAUGAAAUCAUGAAUAACCGCGCUGGGAUCCCGACACCAAGUGCGGUGCUACACCAGCCGCAUCUCCACCACAUCGCCAAACACAUCCCAGAACUGGAUCCGAAAGCGGAGAUACUCCUGCUAUUAGGAAGAGAUGUUAUCCAGGUACACAAGGUUAGGCAGCAGAUCAAUGGACCACUCAACGCCCCCUUCGCGCAACGUCUGGAUCUGGGCUGGGUGGUGAUAGGAGAGGUGUGUCUCGGUGACGUACACAAACCGAUGGUUAACACACUCAAGACCAAUGUGCUAGAGAGUGGCCGCCAUUCAAUCUUUCGACCCUGCCCGAGUGUCCCGUGCAUCAAGGAAGCACAACAAGGCGUUAACAAGCGCGAGGCAAGCGACGAGUCGCUGGGCCAGUCAGUCUUCGCUCUAACGAAGUAUGACAACAAACUUGCACAAUCAGCUCAAGAUACCAUUUCUUUAAAAACCAAAGACACCAAGGUCUUCAGAGAUGAAGCAAAUAAUGGGGUUGCCCCAUUGCCAAUCAGAGAACCACGCCAGCGCUCACCAGAUAACAAAGAGCAGGCAGUCAAACGGUUCACGUCCUUACGGAAAACCCGGAAAAGGAAACCUGAGAUGCAGCAACGCACCCGAUUGGCCCACGAGGUACUGUGCACCCUAAUGGCAGAGGUCACAGCCAUUAUAAACGCACAAUCAUUCCUACCUGUGUCUUCUGACCCAGAAAACCCCUUUAUACUUUCGCCAUCAACGCUCCUUACGCAGAAGGCAGGGGCACCUCCUCCACCAGGAGACUUCUCAGACAAGGAUUUGUACACAAAGCAAUGGAGACAAGUCCAGGCUCUGGCAAAUCAGUUCUGGCCUCGCUGGAGACAAAAAUAUCUACCUUUGUUGCAACAGAGACAAAAGUGGACAGAACCCCACAGGAAUCUGGCCAACGGCCAGAAUCACUGUUACAUUCCCUAGCGGGGAUGGACAUGUCAGGAAGAUCGAAUUGAAGACUACCGACCAAGGCGAUGUGAAACUUUACCAAAGGCCAGUUACAGAAGUUAUUCUACUUCUACCCAAUGACUGAUUAAGAGACUAAGUUUGUACUCUGCUCAU